Messenger RNA from Calypte anna (Anna's hummingbird), 13998 nucleotides. It is a transcript of the gene AGO2, whose product is annotated as argonaute RISC catalytic component 2. Gene Ontology annotation, molecular function: protein binding; RNA binding; endoribonuclease activity, cleaving siRNA-paired mRNA. Bases 171 to 2765 code for a protein of 864 amino acids. The record is from RefSeq and is a predicted model, not a curated record. Gene Ontology annotation, cellular component: RISC complex. Gene Ontology annotation, biological process: regulatory ncRNA-mediated gene silencing; regulation of DNA-templated transcription. The transcript has 19 exons. Lineage: Eukaryota; Metazoa; Chordata; Aves; Apodiformes; Trochilidae.
CCCCUUUUCUUUUCCUUUCCCCUCCCCUCCCCUUCCUCCUCCUCCUCCCCUCUCUACCGACAGCGUAGCCGGGGCUCGGGUUCGCUCCCUCCCCACCUUCCCUCCCCUCGAGCUGCUGCCGCGGUAGGGACCUGGAGAGAGGCGCCGCCUCCGCCGCCACACACGGAGACAUGUACCCGGGAGCCACCUCCGCCGGACCCGUGCUUGCACCUCCUCCACCGUUGCCACCACCAAUACAGGGAUAUGCCUUUAAACCCCCUCCUCGACCAGAUUUUGGCACUUCUGGGAGAACAAUCAAACUGCAGGCCAACUUCUUUGAAAUGGACAUUCCCAAAAUAGAUAUCUACCAUUAUGAAUUGGAUAUAAAGCCAGAAAAAUGUCCUAGAAGAGUUAAUAGAGAAAUAGUGGAGCAUAUGGUUCAGCACUUUAAAACCCAGAUUUUUGGGGAUCGCAAACCAGUGUUUGAUGGAAGAAAAAACCUUUACACAGCUAUGCCACUUCCCAUUGGGAGAGAUAAACAGGUGGAGCUGGAGGUCACACUACCAGGAGAAGGAAAGGACAGAAUAUUUAAGGUGGCCAUAAAAUGGAUGUCCUGUGUGAGUUUGCAGGCUUUACAUGAUGCUCUUUCUGGUCGGCUGCCAAGUGUCCCGUUUGAAACCAUCCAGGCACUGGAUGUAGUGAUGAGGCACUUGCCUUCCAUGAGAUAUACUCCUGUGGGGAGAUCUUUUUUUACAGCAUCAGAAGGGUGCUCAAAUCCAUUGGGUGGUGGCAGAGAAGUUUGGUUUGGCUUCCAUCAAUCAGUCAGACCUUCAUUAUGGAAAAUGAUGUUAAAUAUUGAUGUAUCUGCAACUGCAUUUUACAAAGCACAGCCAGUCAUCGAGUUUGUAUGUGAAGUUUUGGACUUCAAAAGUAUUGAAGAACAACAAAAACCUCUGACAGAUUCCCAAAGGGUAAAGUUUACCAAAGAAAUAAAAGGUCUAAAGGUGGAGAUAACACACUGUGGACAAAUGAAAAGAAAAUACAGAGUGUGUAAUGUCACCAGACGACCAGCAAGUCACCAAACAUUCCCACUUCAGCAGGAGAAUGGACAAACAGUUGAAUGCACUGUAGCUCAGUAUUUUAAGGACAGGCACAAAUUAGUUUUACGUUAUCCUCAUCUUCCAUGUUUACAAGUUGGACAGGAGCAGAAACACACAUACCUUCCUCUUGAGGUGUGCAACAUAGUGGCAGGACAAAGAUGCAUAAAGAAACUCACUGACAAUCAAACUUCCACUAUGAUUCGAGCAACUGCCAGAUCAGCACCUGAUCGUCAAGAAGAGAUUAGCAAAUUGAUGCGGAGUGCAAGUUUUAAUACUGACCCCUAUGUCCGUGAAUUUGGAAUAAUGGUCAAAGAUGAGAUGACAGAUGUGACUGGCAGAGUCCUACAGCCUCCUUCAAUCCUCUAUGGAGGCAGGAACAAAGCAAUUGCAACGCCAGUUCAAGGAGUCUGGGACAUGAGGAAUAAACAGUUUCACACUGGAAUUGAAAUAAAGGUUUGGGCAAUCGCAUGCUUUGCUCCCCAGCGCCAGUGCACUGAAGUUCAUCUUAAGACCUUUACAGAACAACUACGAAAGAUCUCCAGGGAUGCAGGAAUGCCAAUCCAGGGGCAGCCGUGCUUCUGUAAAUACGCGCAGGGAGCGGACAGUGUGGAGCCCAUGUUCAGACAUCUCAAGAACACUUACACUGGGCUGCAGCUUGUUGUAGUCAUUUUACCAGGAAAAACACCUGUCUAUGCGGAAGUGAAGCGUGUUGGGGACACGGUGCUGGGAAUGGCUACACAGUGUGUGCAGAUGAAAAAUGUGCAAAGAACCACACCACAAACCCUGUCUAACCUCUGCUUAAAAAUAAAUGUCAAAUUAGGAGGCGUAAAUAAUAUUUUAUUGCCACAGGGAAGACCACCAGUAUUUCAACAGCCUGUUAUAUUCCUUGGUGCAGAUGUAACCCAUCCACCUGCUGGAGAUGGAAAAAAACCUUCCAUUGCUGCAGUUGUAGGAAGCAUGGAUGCUCAUCCUAAUCGAUACUGUGCCACUGUUCGGGUCCAGCAGCACCGCCAAGAAAUCAUCCAAGAUUUGGCUGCCAUGGUCAGGGAGCUGCUUAUUCAGUUCUACAAAUCAACCAGAUUUAAACCAACUCGUAUAAUCUUCUACAGAGACGGCGUUUCUGAGGGGCAGUUUCAACAGGUUCUCCAUCACGAGUUGCUGGCUAUCAGAGAAGCAUGCAUUAAACUAGAGAAGGAUUACCAGCCCGGAAUUACCUUUAUAGUUGUGCAGAAAAGGCAUCACACAAGACUCUUCUGUACAGAUAAAAAUGAACGGGUUGGAAAAAGUGGAAACAUUCCAGCUGGUACCACAGUGGACACAAAAAUCACCCACCCAUCAGAGUUUGACUUUUACCUGUGCAGUCAUGCUGGUAUUCAGGGAACAAGCAGACCUUCUCAUUACCAUGUCCUCUGGGAUGACAAUCGUUUCUCCUCAGACGAACUGCAGAUCCUUACCUACCAGCUGUGUCAUACGUAUGUACGCUGUACCCGUUCUGUUUCCAUCCCUGCACCAGCAUACUAUGCACACCUGGUUGCCUUCAGAGCCAGGUACCAUCUGGUGGAUAAAGAACACGAUAGUGCUGAAGGAAGCCACACUUCGGGGCAGAGUAAUGGCAGAGAUCACCAAGCACUUGCUAAAGCAGUUCAGGUUCAUCAGGACACCUUGCGCACUAUGUACUUUGCUUGACAUGUUUUAAUGUUUAGCAACUCAGUACAACACAGAGUUGGAUUCACACGAGACCAGCUGCACUUAGACCAACUGUUGCCCAAGCUCCAGUGACAGCCAGCAAUGAGUGAUGCAUCUUAAUUUUUUCUUUUUUUUCUUUCCCAUUUGCAAGAAAGCCUUCCGUCCAGAAUUUCAGACUUGAUUAUGAACUUCAUUCUUGUACCAAACCCCUCUAUUGUUGGAAAUGUGGUUUGCCAAAAAAAAAAAAAAAUCUCUAAGCUGCUUGGUAUAAAACAGACCCAUAUUUUAUAAUUAAAUCAAGAGCUGUGAUCUCAGGGCUUAGGGGAAAAAAGCCAAACAAAAAACCCCAAGCAAACAAAAAAAAUCAACCCACAAACUUUCUCAUUCAUUUUGCUCUUCAUUGAAUUGCUUUUAAUAAUUUGGAAAGAUCUGAUUCAUACUAAAGUUUGAUGGGCUAAAAUGCUGUGAAUUAGCUUUUAAUACAAAGUAAAGGAAGCAUUUUUUGACUAUUUAUGAAGCCUUGAUUAUACUAGAUGCAUUUACAAAAUUUUUAUUUUCAAAAGAAUAGAGUUACAAAAUUCUGGUUUCCAACUGUCUUAUAAAGAUUAUUCUCUGUGUGUCUAAGGGCAAAUGUAUUUUCUGAAUCUUGUUCUUGAAUGUUUUUUAUUGUGCUGCAUUUGAAAAUGUUUUUCAUAGGCUAAAGAAGAAUUUUAAAAAAUAAUGAACUUGUACCUAAGCUUUUAAUAGGUCCAGUUAGAUUGGCAAAAGAAAAUGUGCCAUUUAAAAAAAAAAAAUUGUAAAGAAUUUUUUAAAAUCAUACUGACAGCUAACUUUAGAAUUUGUCAUACAGGACUGUGACACUUACUUUCCAAAGUCUCUAAAGAAUACGGGUCUGUGGUGAUAAAUACAGUACAAUCCUUUUUCACUGUUGUUUGAGUUAAUGUAAAUUUUAUAUAUGUUUCACAGUAUUAAUGUGAUAGACUAGAUGCUAUUAUUUAUUUUUAUUUACUAAGGAGUGCUCAUUAUACUUCUGUUAACAUAUCAAGAAUGCUUUGGAUUUAGAAAUUAAAACCUCAUGGUGGGGACAUUACUAUUCAAAUGCAAAAAUAUGCAAUUGACUUUAAUGUGAGAGUUGAGAGAUACCUACAGUGUAUAUCAUAUAGCUUGUACUUUGUAGAAAGACUUUUUAAGCAUGCACACAGCAUAGCAGGUUUUACCUCUGCAGUUCAGAGACGCACAUGAGACCAACAUUCUACAUUCAUUCAAGCACAAAACAAUUGUUUUUUAUUUAUAUGUUGAAUAUUGGUGAAGCAGGAGCUCUAGUAGAGGAGAGUAGCUCACUGUAAUCUAGACUAAAGUCAGAGAAUCUAUGCAGUAAAGAUAAAUCUUAGGAAACUGAAGUUUACUUAUGAAGAGAGGUAAAACUCCCUUCAUUAUGCAUAAGGUCAAUAGUAAAUGUGAGAGUUUUGCCAUUCUCUUAGGAGAAAAAAACUGAUAAUUAUUAACAAAUGCUUCUGUUAGUUUGCACACUGGUUUCAUAAAAAAAAAAAACAUAAUACAUACAUAAACCAUUGCACUAAUGAUGAUGCCACAAGCAGGUUUAGAAGAAAAUGGAAAAAAGCCCAGGAAACUUGUUUAUGCUGACUUGAUUCUGUUUAUUUUUCAUAGGAUAACUGAAAUAACAUGCCAAGAGGCAGUUUUUUUAAGAUUACACUUUCUUCCACCAAUUCAUUUUGCACCAUCUUGUCCCUUUUCUCUUAGCAGAUGCUCAGUCACUGUUUUGAAUACAUUUACCUCUAGCCACCAAGAUGGGCAAGUAGCUUUAACCAGUACAGAGAUCUGUGCCAUAGAGCAGGAAGACUACAACCAGUUGCUGUUGAAUAAGCUAGAAAAUGCCCAACCUUUGCUGCAUAAAGACUUUUAGGUACAUAACCUCGUGCAAGUUCAGAUUAUCACCCUGUAGCAGUGUGUUGAUUAUCAGUGUUGUUCCAGUGAAAUAACAGUGUAAAACCUGUUAGUAAAACCCCAAAAUUAUGUUUGUAUAAUUCUGAUUUGGUGGUAUGGCUGCCAGGUCAGAUUUUCUUUUUUGGUCAUAGCUCUGUAAAUCCAGAUUUUAAAUUCUGCUGGUAUAACACAAAGCACAUUCCAGGUCACAUUGUUUGUUCCAACCAGGUUGUACUUACCUCCCCUAAACUACCACUAAACUGCAGAACCUUUCUGUGGUGCACAUGUUGCACUUCUCUGGGCUUUUGCUUGAGUGGUUGCAGAUUUCAGUGAAGAUUUCAAUUUGGCAGAGUUUUACAUAAGGAUUAUUACUUUAUAAGCAGUAUUUGUAACAAAUAGGAAAAAGUUCAACCAUUUUAAGAUGCCAUUGAGUUUAUUUGCUCUUCAUUUUGCAGAGACCUCUUGGGUGGGAAAUUCAUCCUCUUCUUUCUGUGCAGAUCUGAAACGAAUCACUGUAUAGGGGUGCUCAGGUGGGGUGAGGAGGGCAGAAUCUAUCUUGACCUCAAAUCUUACUUCUGAAGCAGACUGUGGGACUUGACUGCAUCCUCUUGGGGAUAUAGUCUUGGGGCUGGAAGAGUUGUUGCAGAUCCUUUUUGUGAAAAAAGGAUAAUUAGGCAGACCCUUAAUCAUAUUGAUAGUAGCUCUUGUCUGUGUAUUGUCUUGGAAUGAAGAGAAAUUUUGUGUAGCUUUCCUUCCCUGAGUAUGAAGAACUUGGGAUGGUUAUAUGCAUUUCAGCCUAGGGACAUUUUUACUCUUUACAGAUCUCUUAAGCCUCUAAUACUGCUAAUUCUUUAUGGCUUGACUUCUCCAUCCUUUCCCUCCCUUUUCACCCCGUGCAAGUGGUGAAUUAGUGAAUAAUUUAAAGCAUUUUUCUACAAAAAUUGACCAGUUAUAUACUUAGAAAAACACAGUGUGCUAUAAGUCAAGCAGCUAUGUUUCUGGGAAUAUUUUAAAUAUAAACUAUAUACUUAAAAUGUUUCCAUUUAAAAACCAACAAACACCUAAACCCCUAGUUUUUUUGUUUGUUUGUUUUACCUCUUCUUGCCUCCCAUGUGUCUUGUAAGAGCAGCAAUAUCUCAGGUAAACACAAAGCUCAAAACUUCUCUCUCUCACACACAUUCCUGCUGUUGAAGUCACAGUUGAGGUUGACCACAGUUAUAACCACUAAGUCACUAUGCAGCUCAGGUCAGCAAUAACCAAAUGUGCAUUACCUUCUGGCAGUCAUUUGUUUAGGGUUUUUUUUCCAACCUGUGCAGAGGAGCUGAAUGACUCGAGUGCUGGGGCAGGACCUCAUCCCUUGCCUUCCUCUUGCUCUCUCCAGUGAGUUCCUGGCCAUGAUCCUUUGUUUGAAUUCAGCUGUUGGUGCAGGCAAUCCUGGUGCUCAGCAGUCUGAGAACUGAUAGUAAUUGCACCCCAGUGACAAAAAUAUUAUCCCAUUGCAGACAUGAGUGGCAAACAAACCACUGCCAGUACUGCCAGCAUUUCUUUUAAGAGUGUGCUUGAGAAAUGAACAGGUAUUAAUAGGUUGUCUGCUAUGAAUUUGUUUUCUCUGAAAAUUUUUUAAUGGGAGUAGUAACACUAUUGAAACAAAAAUACUGAAAGACUGAAUCAGGUUGUAGAAUCUCUGUCCUUGGGAGGAGGAUCCAGUGGGCAGGUCCCCAGGCAGUCUUGGCUCAUUGGACUCUUUUUGGGCAGGACCAGACAUCUCCAGAGAGUCCUUCUGAAGCACAUGGUCUGUAGCAGCUCCCCAAAAAGCAGACAAGUAAGUGCAAAAUGUGCUUGUUCAGAGGUGAAAAAUAGUAUCAGCAAAGAUAAAAUAGUUAUAAGUUGUCUGUUUUUUUUUUUAAUGUGAGAGAUGUAAUGCAAUAAUUAGAUUUGCUUAGUUUUGGAAAUUCCUGGUCCAGUGGCUGAACUGUAUGUCCACUCCACCUCUUCUGGCACCCAGGAAAUGGAGUUCAGUCAAUCCUUAAUAGGGAAGUCUUGAAAAUGGGUGGAUUUAUCCCUGCCUUAUAUGAGUUUGGCAUUCGAGUAGCACUAUGCAAUCUUAACACUCUCAGUUUUUAUAUAUGCACUGAUGUGUGGAGUGAGAUCUUGAUUUACUACAGCUCUUUAUUUUGGCUUGACUUGGGUUAGAAUAUUUCAGUAAUUCUUGCUGAAUUCCAGUCACCUUCUGUGUUGCAGAAACUUUGUCAUACUAAUUUCCUUUCUUCUGUGUCUGUCAGGUUUGAGGAAGGCUGUUGUGUCUUACUCUGCUGAAACAGGCAUGGAAAAUUUUACAGGAAGUUUUUAUGCUUAAAAAUAGAAAUCCAUAAUAUUUUUGAUCUUCAUCCAGGCCUCCAGGCAGUGUUGCCUGACUGUAAAAUCCAAAAGGUUGUGAAGAUUUAGCUUUAAUUCUGACUCUUCUGCAGCCCUUAUCUAUUUUUAACGUGUUCAGAUGUUAGUAAUCAAUCAAAAAAGAAUAUUUUCAUAAGGAUUUGAAAUUUAAACUUUUGAAGGGUAGGUGUAGGGGGUUAAGUUUUCGUGUGCCCAGUUUACUUUCUGGAAAGGCUGAGGCUUGUAAUCAAGUUCAGAUCCUUGUGAAGCUUUUCCCUAUGGUUUACCAUGUGCGUGCACAAGGGCUUUCUGGUCAAUAAAGGGGGUGACCUGGAGAGCUUCACACACUGCUGCCCAUGCAGUAGGUUCCUCAGAUCCUGUUUGUCUCACCUCUGGAAACCACAGUUUCUCUCAUGCCAGCAAAUCUCUAAAAUAUAACUGAGAGCAAGAAUAAGAGCAAGGUCUGUGUUAACAUCCCCCCCCCCCCCCCCAGCCAAUUCGCUCCAGGCUUUUUCAUGCUCAUGCAGAUUGGUUUUUUUUUGAGGAAGAAUGUUGAUAUUCUGAGGGGAGAACAGGAUGGUUCUACAAGUCACACUUAGACAAGACUACAUGUACUAGAAAUGCAGGACUGGGACCUCUGGGGAUGUAGAUGGACUGACUUUCCUCUUGAGUCCAGUAAGCAUCUCUGGUGGCAUAGGUAACCCAUAAGGGACUUUUUUUUUUUUUUUAUUUUAGAUCAUUUACAGAUGAAAUAAAUAUAAAAAAGUUCUCAGUAUUUUUCACAUUCAAUACCAGUGUAAUAAAGUCACUUUUUUUCCUAUAUUUUAGUACUCCUCUCCCACAGUAGCAUCUCUUCUUCUCUUGCCUGUGUGGCUUUUUCAGUUUCUAAUGCAGGACAGUUCAUGUUUUUACUCUUACAUCACAUUUGGUAACAUGCUUUGUGAUGCAUCCAUGCAGUCCUUUCUAAGGAAAACUUCAAGUAGAAGGUAAUUGCACUGAUUGUUUUUUAAACUCCCUUUUUACUGUAAGGCUUCUUUUUUGCAUCUGCUGUAGCUGUUUGAAAAUACUGUAAAUAGUGCUAUGUAUAACAAAUACUGAAAUGCUGUGGAUGCCAUUCCUCGUUCUCCUCGUUCUCACAUUUUUAGGAAUACUGCCAUAUUUUACAGUAUUGAGACAAUGAGCUUUGGUUUUAAAUGUUGUAGGACUUCCUGUUUGCAUUAUGGUAUGGAUUGAAGGGCUGCACAGUUGCUUUAUAACAGUGGAAAUGUUUUGUGUUUGUCUGAAUUUAUAAAAUAUUUCUUCCUUCUCUAUGCACGUUUCUCCUUAAAGAUAAAAAGACAGUUUUUUUGUUUUUUUUUUUAGCUACCACUGUGCAAAGUUCAAAUGCCAGUCUUGGAUAUCACUGUUAGGUGACUGAUAGCAUUGACAUCAUGUCUGGACUCCCAGCUGUAGCUGUCACACCUUUUCCUUGCAUCAUUUGGCAUCUGGUUCUUGUGUCAUAUGAGGAAGAACUGGUCUGUGUGGCAGAAUUAGUGGGAUAAUAGGGAUCUGGGAUCCAAGUUACAGUGUCCUUGCUCUCUGCCCCUCCGUGGGUGUGGGAUUGAGUGCAGUGGAUGUUUCAGUGCUCUGAACUAAAGAAAUAGUGUUGCCUCUGACUGCCCGUGUGAGAACACCAUCCAUCUCCUAGCCAUGAGUUAUUUAUUGCCUUUUAGUUCUGUAAACAGGAGAGACCCAAACUCCAGCCCUUGUUGUCUAGCAUUAGGAUGUGAAAUAGCAAGUUUUGCCUUUUGUCUCUUGAGGGUUUAUGACUGGAAAGAUUCAUUCCUGUGAGAUGGUUUUAAUACUGAGGGUAUGGGUUUGGGGGUUUGUCUGUGUGUGUGUUUGGUGUGGCACGUAAUCCAUUUUAUCUCAUUUAGUGUUUCACUUGCUUUUUCUGUGUUGUUUCUUUACCUGAAGUGUUAAUAUGAAUGUAAUGGCUUGGCCAAAUCACUACAAAAGGUGGUUUUGUAAUACUCUUUAAAGUUAGUAAGCAGAUGCAGUUCAAGGCUACCUCCUGUACUCCUCCGCAGAUUAAUUUAAUUUUUUUUAAGUGAACCUACUACUAAACAGCCAAAAUGCUCCCAGAUGAACUGUACUUUGUUUCAUUUGUUGCUGGAGAACUAGCAGUGCCAUACUGUGAUCUGGGAUGCCUGCUUGUCACUCCUUCUGUCUUCCUCAAGUGUUGGUGUGGCUGGUGUUGGUGCAAGGUCUCAUGAAGGCAUCAGAAAUGCCACAUCUGGGACCUUUGCUUGUGUGCAGGGUUUCUCAGUAGCAGUGACUCCUUCUGUAACCUCUCCCUUCACUUGCUGAAUUUCUAUACUGUUGUUUCCAAUGAAAAAUGUUUCCAGAUGUGAGCAAUUGGCUGAGAAAUGUCCUGCUGUCACUGGGAGUGACAUGAAGGUGCUUCAAAUAUAUUUUGAGAGGCAAGAAGUAUGUAUUGGAUUAUUUUUAUUAACAUAUUUUUAGAGACGUUGACAUAAGACUGUUAACAGUGAAAAUAUUAGAUUUCAUGCUCAGAUGUCAUAAAAUUGGUCAAAAAAAGCAUCAGUCUAGAACACAAUACCAAAAAACCAGCUCUAACCUUGACUGUGUUCAUAUUGUGAACAUUUAAUGUCAGUUAUAUGCAAAGCCUUGGCCAUAACUCAGCCUUGAGACAGGUGCAUGCAGAUUAAAGGUGCUUUAAAUGACCCAAAAUGAAACUGUAGAAAACUGUGUUAAUGCAUCAUGCUUUGUUUACAAUGAAUCUGAACAAGCUUCUUCAUUUUACAAUUAACCACUCUGCGGACAGAAAUGCUGCCUGUUUGAGCACAGCACACCUCUGUGUGCUUUCAUUAGCAGUGUUAAAGGUUUUUUUACAUUUUAUUUAGAAGUGACUGCUUUAUGCUGCAGAUGUUGGCAUCUCAGAAGCAAAUAAACUGGGGUUACAGGCUACCUGCAAUUUCAUCAUCUGAAUCUUUGGACCACAGACACUAAUGAAGCUUAUUGGUGAGAGGGAGGAUUGCUCAAGUUCUGACUUUUUGGAAGCCAUUUCUUGUUGAGCAACAGUGAGUGACUGAGUAACUAAGCUGAACAGUGACUGAACGGGGUAAAAUCCCCAAGAUUUUGUUCAGUUCUCAGAAUUUAACAAAGCUUCCCCCAAAAGCAUGAAAGGUGGGGUUCUGCUUAGGGUAAAUGGCUGCUUUUGAGAAAGAAAUUUCACUACAUCUGGUUCAGGGAUCCAUAGACACUACUGGCAUUGCCAUGGCCUGGAAGGGUUUCAGUGUGCAGGUGUGCUGAGGGCUCUGUGACUGGAUCCUGGUGAAAUGCCAAAGUCAUGCUGAGUGCUUUCUAGGUGAGCUCUACAAACCCAAAGGAGCAUCAGGAAACUCAAGUGAGGAACAAGCCCUGUGCCAGGUGCUUGUCAUGGCUUUGUGGAAGAGAAAUGCCAUCUGUGUUAUGCUGGCUACCCUGUCCCUCAUGGAGGUGAGGGGAUGUUGCAAAAGUGCUAAUGAAGCACUUGUUAAGGUGACAGUUCAAUAAUUCUCUCUUGGUUUCCCUUCUCUGUGAGGGGCCUCUGAGCAGCCAGAGCUCUGGCAGAGUUUCCUGACUCUGCACACACCCAGCAGCUCCUUCCCAAAAAGGGGAAUGUUGGUAGGGUUCUGGUUUCAGCCUUUUUGAACUUGGUUGGAGCAAGGAUAGAUCUGAUGAAUUUGGAGGUGUGAGAGGCAGUCUGGGGAGUUUUCAAUGUGGCAGCAGCAGGAAAGCAGAGCCAGAGCACAAGCUGGAGGCUGGCUACUGCCUCCUGUCUAAAUACCCUCAAAAGAUGAACUCUUUUUUAUUUGUCCAUGCACUGCCUCAACAGAUGCAUCUUAAAACUACCUGUGACUGCUCUUCAACCAGCCAACCUACUUGUGUUGUUUUGAAGAGCUUAUUAUUUGCAUAAAAAUUUGUAUUAAAGGGCAUAUUCAUUUCUGUUUGGUUCUUAGGAGUGCACAGGUUUGAGUUUUGGGGUUUUCGUCCCCCAUCUUUUGGAUGUGCUGUUUUACCAGAGUGCUUUAGCUGUGUUAUUUUUUUCCCCUCUUCUUAAGCAUGACUGAAACACCUGCUAGAAUAAGUACUGCCUAAGUAUCAACAGGACUUACAGAUAUGACUGACGUGGGAGCAAGCCUAGGAAUUGUCCCUGAAAUAUAAAUAUUAAAAUUUCUGUCCAUUUUAUGGUGGUUUGAAUGUGCUUGGCAAGCAUGAAUUGUGAAAAGGUCAGCAAGCAAGCUUGGGAGUUACUAAUCCACAGCCUGGUGCUUUUUGUAUUUGGAUUUUUAGAUUAGACUUCCUGUCAGAAGAAAACCCCAAAUAUCUUAUGGGAACUCUGUUUUGUGUUUGUUAGCUUUUCCUGUUUGAAAACUCUAUGAAUAGAUGAAUCUUGACUCAUGCCAGUAUCCAUAAAAUUGCACAUUUUUGCUUGCCAUGUACUUGACUCAAAGCAGAUCUGGUCUGUGCUUUAUGGGCUCAGCUACUUGAUUAUGGGUAGGAUCAAAGCAAUUCUGCAUCAACCAAAAUUCAGCCUAAACUGGUAGAGUCUUAGAUGCCAGUCCUCCUGUGCUCUAAAAAAAUCAGGUGUACUGACCCUAAUUUUGUUGUUCCUGGUGUUUUUUCAUGGAAUUUAAUAGGACCAACCCCUUAAAUCACUCGUCUGACUUACAAGUGACGUUGUAAUUUCAUUUUAAAGUAAAUAAUUUGUCUCUAAUUGUCUGGCCAACUUGAAUCUGUAACUGAUCUGCAGUUGUCUGUCAGUGUUGAAUCCCCAGUGUUUCUCCCAGCAAGAGAUUGUUGCAUUUUUCCAGUUCUUUUCCAAUUAUUUUACUAGUUGCACCUGGUUUGGGGCAGUAGAAAUCAAUAGAGUACCUGCAGAGAGAAGGGUUAGAUAAUAUGUGCUUUUCCUCAGCAAAUCUUCCUGAAGGACCAGUAGACCAUUUGGGAAAGCAAGGCAUUUGUUCAGGAGAGGAAGAAAAGAAAGAAAAGGAGAAAAAAAAAUUGAAAGAAACCCCAGACCUAAAACAAACAAACAAACCCAUGAAGGAGUAAGUUUCAGAGUGAUGUGUCUUGGAAAAUUAAAUUUUAAAUGAGGUGCAAUGAGGGAGUAUAUCUGGCAAAGUUCUGUGCUACCCUGAAGAGUGUUACCACUUGUUUUCUGUAAUCUGUUGAUAAAGCUUAGUAGAUUUUAUAUCUAUAUAUAUCCAGAUAUGUAUGCAUAUAUGUGUGUAUAGAUAUGUGUGCAUGUGUAUACACACACACCUUAGUGAAAGGAAAGCAGGGCUGUUUAUAAAAGAUGCAAAGCCAGUAUUUUGCUGGAAAUAAUAAGCACAAUUUCACUGGCUUUCACAGUACUCUGUUAGUUUGUACAAUCCCAAAAAUCUCAAAAUUCAGAGCAGUUCAUAAGUAAAGAUCCAGUCCCAGAUUUCUGUGCAGCAAAGUGGUUAACUCGAUUUCAGGAGAAUGAGAUGGAAAACAGAAUGUAUUGAUUAAAUUCAUAUUAAUUUUUUGUGCUUGGUACUUUGCAUAGUUAACUGACAUCUGUUAAGGUUUUAAUCUUGUUUAAUAAUUUUCAAUAUUUUUUUAAAUUUUUUUUUAAAUAGCUGCAAAAGAACCAAAACUAAUUCAGAAAAUUCAUAUUGUAAAUGUUCCCUAGCAUCAAAAUGUUUUUAUGACCAGUUAAAGUUUGCUAUAUUUUUGAAAGAAAGAAAAAAAAAAGAUACAAUGUUAAGGGCCUCAUUUCAAGUGGUACUAAAUGUAUGUUGAGUCGUCUGUGUGUGUGUUGCAUCUGUAUUAAAAUGUCUUGUGCUUGCAGUAUAUAACUGAUGUAGUGCUGGUUGGGUAAGAGUAGCACACAAAAGAAAAUACCCGUGACUGAAUAUUAAAUGCCUCAGUGGCACUGUAGGCUUUACUACAUAGGUUGUGUUAAAUCUUUAUGUUGAAAUGGUGAGGUUUCAUGUAGGGUUGUGUAGUUUGAACACUUUGUAUGCAUCUUGAUUCUGUAGGUGACACUUUGCAUGAUGCUCUGUGGCGACGCCACUUUAAAUUAAGCCUUAACAAAUUGCUAAAUUUGUCAGAUUUUUUUUUUUUUUUUUCCUCAGAGUAUGCAAAAAUACUGUUUAAAGACAGUAGGAUGUUCCUAUAAAGCUAAACUAGUAGAAAAGGAAGUCUUCUUACCUAAGAAAGGGAAACUUGUAGAUCUCUAUACUGUGACUGUGUUAGGCACUGGCUGUCACUGUUGCUCUACAGAAUCCGGGCUCUCAGAGGUUCCUCUGGCAGUCCCAUCAAAACAGGCAUCUCAGAUCUUUCAGCUUUUCUUUUUGUUGUCGUUGAACAUAUUCUCCUCCCUCCCCCUGCUAGGAAAUCUCUGCCUGAAGGAGGAUUGUGAGUUAACACUUCAAUCUACAUAGAACAAAAAGCUGUUCUUGAGUUCUGUGCUGGCUUCAGAUAGUGCCAUCCUUUUCCACUUCUCACGACUGACAUUAUAGUCCUUAAAACAUUUUACAUAGAGGCAAAUCAACUGUUGGGGACCCAGCUUUCUGUUUUGUUUUUAUUUUUGGUUUUGUUUUUUUUCUCUUCAAUUUGGAUCUACCUCAUGUGAACAGUUGGGUGCUAUUGACUCAAAUUGUUGAUGAGAUUGGCAAAAGUGACCAAACUGCAUGUGCUGAGUGACCUCUUUUGGAGGCAGCACUCUGUGAACCAAAACCUCGGGGUUUAUUGUUCAGAGACAACAACAUUGUAUUUGAGUUUUAUUCUUUGUGCCUUUGUGUUUUUUUUCCCAGUGCAUAACAAUCAAAAAGUCAUUCUUAAUUAAAAGCAGCGACUGAAUUUUAACCACAAAUUAUUUAAAAAAAAAAAAAAGCAACAC